Messenger RNA from Medioppia subpectinata, 300 nucleotides. NCBI's taxonomy places the organism in Eukaryota, Metazoa, Arthropoda, Arachnida, Sarcoptiformes, Oppiidae. The record is from the annotation of a GenBank genome assembly.
AUGUUAAAGUAUUUGAAUCGACACUACAAUUACUGGACCAAAAGGGGUUUGAAUGGACCCAAACCCUACCCAUUAGUGGGCAACAGUUUGUCCACACUUUUCAAACCUUUGCCUUCUGUUGAAUUGGAGUAUUUUGAGAAAUACGGCCGACUCUACGGUGUAUUCAACGGCAAUAAACCAAUCCUUACGGUCGCGGAACCAGAAAUAAUAAAAUCAAUUUUAGUGAAAGACUUUCAUCUCUUCGCCGACCGAAGGGUUAGACCAUUUGAUCACAAGAUUAUAGACAAGAAUUUAUUCAAC